AUGAAGUGUUUUUCUAAAAUAUUGAUUGGUACAGUCCACAAGAACACAAAGGCUCAUCUACCACGCCAUGGUACCCAUUUCGUUCCAUCUUUAGCAUCAUCAGCCUAUUCAUUGAAAAGAUUUCAUUUCUGCAAUCUCAACAACAACCAAUCAUCAUCUAAUACAAGCAUUCAUACCACCAAUACACAAGCAUUGGAUUCCUCUAAAACUUGUCCGAACUUGUUAAAAAGAAUUCAUUGGGUCAAUGACGUUGGUGGAAUGAACCGUACUCGAGUUCAACACAUUCAUUAUCCACUCGAUGAAUGGGAUAUUCAAAAUGUUGUGAAAAUUGCAAAUUUGGAAAAGAGUUCAAUUUGCAUACGAGGACAAAAUCAAACCAUGGGAGGUCAAACUCUCUUUCCAAAUGCACAUCGUAUAGACAUGGAGAGGAUGAAUCGAAUUUUGGAAUUGGAUUUAGACAAUGAAACUGUAACGGUUCAAACUGGGCUUACAUGGGAUGAGUUGAUGCAUUUUCUGGAUCAAUUUGGAUAUAGUCCAGCAAUUUUGCAAUCCUAUGUGACAUUCUCAGUGGGAGGAUCAAUAUCAGUGGAUAUUCAUGGCAUCACCUCACAUCAAUCCAUUUCAUCCUCAAUUUUAGAGUUACAUUUGGUGGACAGUCAAGGAAAUUUUGUGAAAUGUAAUGUGCAAUGUAAUCCUGAGUUGUUUCAAAUGGCCAUUGGAGGGUUUGGGUUAUUUGGUGUUAUUUACGUUGCAAAGCUGAAAAUUGUUCCAAACACAAAAAUUGAUAUGAAACUCAAUCGAUUUACAGAGCCAGAAAAAUUUCACAACUAUUAUUUGGAAACUUUGGAAAAGGAAAAUAAUUCCAUCCAAUUAGCUCGUGUCAACUUGGUGAAUGGAAAUAUUGAUUUUUAUGAAUUUCCAAAGAUUGGAAAUGAAAAGAUGUCGGGAUGUUUGAAUGGACCUCCACGAGAAAUGUCUCUACUUAGCCAAGUCAUUUACAAAUGGGUUGGAGACACGCGUCUGUUUAGAAAUUUACGUUUUAAUUUCCUUGAAAAGUGGUUGAAACAUCCUUUAGAUUGGAAAGCCCAAAGCGAUCGAAAUUCUUUGCUGUACGAAUCUGUGAAACCUGUCUCAAGCUUAUUCUCUCCAUUUGUUGAAUUGAAUAAGACUCACGUUUUACAAGAGUACUUUAUUCCAAAGCAACACUUUUUGGAGUGGUACCCAUUCAUGAUGAAAGAAAUUAAGCAGUUUUGCAAAUUAUCCAAACACUCGAGCUUGUUAAAUGUCACGAUUCGAUUUGUGAAAAAGCGAAAUUCACAUCCCUCUGAUUUGAAUUUACCAAUUCUUACCUAUGCCAAACAAGAUGUCUAUUCAUUUGUAUUUUACUAUCGGGCUGAUAAGAAUGUAGAAGCAGAUCAUGAACUUGAAACGUUUCAUCAUGUUCUCUCAAAUAAGGCUGCUGAAUUUGGAGGAAGUUUUUAUUUACCCUAUCGACAUCAUUAUACAUUGCCUCAAUUACUGAAAUCCUACCCUGAAUUUGAGCAAUUUGUUGCAAUGAAAAAAGCGCUCGAUCCAAAUCCAGUAUUCAACAAUUUAUGGUUUUCAAAUUAUUCCACACUAUUAGAACAGUUCAAAGCUAGACAUGGAAGUGUUGACUGUAAUGUUAUUCCCAUACCUCCAAAUAUUGUGAGUGACAACCCAGUUUCUGAGAAUUUACAACCAUCUCACGAAAGUGGCAAUCCAUCAAACCAAAACACAAAAGAACCAACACAUUAUUCGAAGUUGAAUCGUAACAAAAUUAGUGAGCGAGGUCUGUAUGAUUUUUUGAGAUACAUCUUUCCAGUAGUGAACGCCCAACAACUCUUCGAUUUGGUAAAAGGAGAAUUAGAUAAGAACCACAUCAAUUCGUCGGCAACAUCAACAACAACAACAACAAACGAUCGUCAUAUCUACGAGUUGAUCCAGAAACAUUUUCGUCAAGGAAUAAUUUCUAACAUUUCUAUUUUAUUCAACGCUGUAAAGUAUAACAUGAGUGUCCUCAAUAAGGAAAUGAAACACCAACUCCAUGACUUGUUAUCAAGCAUUGGAAAGAGAAAUGAACCCUUCCAUGGCUGUAUGACCUUGGGAGACUGUGGCAGAUUUGUGAAAAUGAUGCGAAGAGAAUUUCACAUUUCAGGUCCCAUCUACAUUUGCAACGAUCAAGAACGAGCAAGUGAUCGAAUAGAGAGAAGUUCAAUGUUUCCAGUCGGUCAAUUUGUUUCCUAUCCAAACAUGUCUCAAAUUCCUUCUCAAAGUUUGGAUCUAGUCACAUGCUUUAUUGGACUCCACCAUUACAAGGACUCUGAACUUGAUGAAUAUAUGAAACAUGUAAAUCGAGUGUUAAGACCUGGUGGAAUUUUCAUUCUUAGAGAACACGAUGCAUACAACACGAAUGUGGACUCAAUGGCUCAUGUCGCACAUAACACGUUUAAUGCAUUGAUGGGAUUUUCAUAUGAAGAAAAUUCUCGAGAAUUUCGACAUUUUCGUUCCAUGAAAGAAUGGAAUACCAUAUGUGAACGCUAUGGUUUGAAACAAGCUGGAAAGUAUUGCAUACAGAAAUUUGAUCCUACUCUUGAUUUAAUGACGUGUUAUGUCAAGUGUGAACAAUCUUCAAUGCAUUCAGAAAGUGCUUCAGCAACUUGUCAUGUGACCACGACCACUGUGGCUGCCAGUGCGAAAGAUUCAUUCCAACACUCAUCAAAUGAAAUUCCCAAUGGACUCAUUCAAAAUCCGUCCUCAUACCUGAGAAGUCAUAGCUUGACGGAUUAUACCAUUCCUGAAUGGUUUGCAGUAGAAUUGGUUCAAAAACUUGGAAGUUUUCUCAAUCACACACCAUGGUACGAUUAUCCAUUCUUACAUGUGAUUCUUCAAUUUUGGAAAUUAUUUUAUCAAGCUGUGAAACGAGUGGCAAAGAGAGAUGGUCUUAUUUCGGCUCUAUGGAAUGGAUAUAAUGUCAUGAAUUUUGUGAUUGGAUUGGUUUCGACCUUUCUUCUUUCUCAAAUGUUUGUCUUGUCCAUGAUUCCAAAAAUUGUUGGACGUUUCUCUUCAAAUUCAACAGCAAAUUUGACUCAUAUUCAGGCUGUGUUGAGAGUAAGAAAUUCAAUGAAUGUGAACAAACCUUGUGAAUUACCAAACUCUGUUCGAAUUUUGAACAGUAUGGUAUCCAAUAAUAAUAAUUAUUCAAAGGUACAAAUUGAGAGGGAAGGCCUUAGAGACGAGUCAUUCGAGUACUAUCAAGUGGAUGUUCCUCGAUUUCUUCCAUUCACAACAUGCAUGAAGGAACUAUCACGACAAUUCGACGUUCAAGUCAUUGAAAUUGCGGGUCAAACCAGUGUCAAUAUCAAGAUUGUUUCAGCGAAAAAGGAUCUCCAAAUUGAAGAAGGCAUUGAGGCGAUUUUAAUUGAAAAGUAUCAGAUUGUUCCAAACGCACGUGAUGAAGACUAUGUCCACAUUUUCAGUGUUGUCACUCGAGAUUUAUUGAAAUUAUUGCAACAACUUGAGAAAGACGAAAGUAUCAGGCACGUUCAAAUUCACGAUUUCUAA
Molecule: messenger RNA, 3582 nt
Organism: Naegleria lovaniensis
Lineage: Eukaryota; Heterolobosea; Eutetramitea; Acrasida; Naegleriidae
Exons: 1
Coding region: 1-3582 (1193 amino acids)
Cellular component (GO): membrane
Molecular function (GO): D-arabinono-1,4-lactone oxidase activity; FAD binding
Source: RefSeq, a predicted model, not a curated record